AUGCGGGCAAUUUUAUCCAUCAUUUUGUUGAUUAGUUUGGUUCUAGCCGAAGAUUAUUAUGAGUUAUUAGGUGUCGAAAAAGAUGCAGACGAUCGAACAAUUCGAAAAGCUUUCAAAAAAUUGGCGAUUAAAAAACAUCCAGAUAGAAAUCCAGAUGAUCCAAAUGCUCAUGAUGAAUUUGUAAAGAUUAAUAAAGCAUAUGAAGUUUUGAAAGAUGAAACAUUACGAAAGAAAUAUGAUCAAUAUGGUGAAAAAGGGCUAGAAGAUGGUUUCCAAGGCGGAAAUAAUUAUCAAAGUUGGCAAUUUUAUAACGAUAAUUUUGGAAUUUAUGAUGAUGAUGUUGAAAUCGUCACUUUGAAUCGAGCAGAUUUCCAAAGACUUGUCAGCGAAUCAACAGAUAUUUGGUUUAUCAACUUUUAUUCAACAUAUUGUGGACAUUGUCAUCAAUUAGCACCAACUGUAAGUUUUAUUUUUACUUUUUUAAAAAUUCUAACAUUAUUUAUUCAGUGGCGCAAAUUUGCUCGUGAAAUUGAGGGAACAAUUCGAGUUGGAGCUGUAAAUUGUGCCGAAGAUCCACAACUUUGCCAAUCUCAACGUGUAAAUGCAUAUCCUUCUCUUGUUUUUUAUCCAACUUUUGAAUUCUACAACGGACAAAGAGAUGUUGAAUUGCUUACUGAUUUUGUUAUUCAACGCCUCAAAUCCGAAGUUUUACAUUUGACAUCAGAUAAUUUGAAAGCAUUGAGCGAAGAAUGGGAACCUUAUAAAGAUUUACCAUGGAUUAUUGAUUUUUGUGGAGGAGAUAAUUAUGAAUGUUUGUCGUCUACAACAAGGUAAGGUUUUAAAUUUGAAAAAAAAUCCAGAUUUUUAAAUAAAUUUUUUUUCAGAAGAAAAUUAUCCGCAAUGUUGGAUGGUUUGUGUAAUGUUGGUACAAUUGAUUGCAACAACGAGGAAAAACUUUGCUCGAAAUUCAAACAAAGCUCAGGUGUUGUAUAUUUCCCAGAAAGAUCAAUCACACCAGAAAAACAGAUUGUAAGUGUUUUUUUUUAAUUUUCAUAGCAUUAUAAAAAUAUGUUAGAAUAUCGAAUCGAUGGAUGCUCAAGAGAUUGCUCAAAAUGUAAUAAAUAACCUCGAUGAAUUACCUGAAAUUGACGAUGAAGAUUUUCAACAUCUUCUAGAAGGAAAUGAUCCAGAUGAGCCAAUUGCAAUUUGGAUUCUUUCAAAUAAUCAACAAUCAGAAGAUCGAAAAGAUUUCCGAAGACUUCCUGCUCUCAUUUCAUCCGCAAAAAUUCUCCAAUUCGAUUGUUCAAAAUCAGAUAAAUGUGGAGAUAUUGUUGAUAUGACAAAACUUCCUCAAUUCUUGGUUUUCAAACCAACUGGCGGAUAUGAAAUCGAUUAUGCUGGAUCGAAAGAUUUCCGAAGUGCUGCUCAAUUUAUUCGAGACGCUUCAAAAUCACAUCUUCAUGUUUUGAAUAGCGAUUCUUAUGAAUACGCGAUUUCAGGAGGAGAAUUUUAUAUCGUGGAUUAUUUUGCGCCAUGGUGUCCACCUUGCAUGAAAUUAUUGGCUGAAUAUCGUAGAUUCCACGUAACAGCAGAUGAAGGAUCAAUUCUACAUUCAGCUGCGAUUGGAACACUCGAUUGUGUUAAAUAUCGAGAUCUUUGUGUUUCUGCAGGUGUUCAAAGGUUUGAUCUUUUUUUUUAUUUUUGUAUUUAUAUUAAUAUUUUCAGUUAUCCAACAAGUAUAAUCUAUACACCAGAUGGAAAACAGCAUAAAAUGAUUGGAUAUCAUUCAAUUGAAUCAGUUAUGGAAUUUAUUGAUGUAAGUGUUUUCUUUAAAAAAACAAACUAGAAACCCGAUUUUCAGAAUGCUCUCAAUCCAUCAGUUAUUGAAAUAACACCUGAAGAUUAUGAGAAUCUAGUUAUAAAUCGACCUGAAAUUGAAACAUGGAUUGUUGAUUUCUUUGCUCCAUGGUGUGGACCUUGUCAACAACUUGCUCCAGAACUUCAAAAGGUUGCGAGAGCUCUUUUGGAAGUUGAUGAAAAUGCAAAAACAGCAUCUGUCGAUUGUCAAAAAUAUGCGCAAUUUUGUAAACAAACUGGAAUUGGAUCAUAUCCAACAAUUCGAAUGUUCCCAGCCAAAAAAACUAAACAGCCAAGAAGAUCCGCAUUUUAGUGAGUUUGAAAAUUUGGGUAAAAUUAUUGGGUAUUUUUUUGAAGUUUUGUACAUCAGUUUCAAAAAAUGGGACAUUCUCAAAAUCGGCUCGAUCCCUAAUUGUCGCAUUCAAAAAUACCCAAAUUUUCAUUCAUUCAUUCAUUUUUCAGCGAUUAUCCAAAUCAUAUGUGGCGAAACUCGGAUUCAAUUCAAAGAUGGGCUUAUAAUUUCCUUCCAACUGAAGUUGUCUCUUUGGGAAAUGAUUUCACAACUACAGUACUCGAUUCAUCUGAGCCAUGGAUUGUUGAUUUCUUUGCUCCUUGGUGUGGUCAUUGUAUUCAAUUCGCUCCAAUUUAUGAUCAAAUUGCGAAAGAACUCGAAGGAAAAGUUAAUUUUGCCAAAGUUGAUUGUGAUCAAUGGCCAGGAGUUUGUCAAUCUGCACAGGUAAAUUUCUGGUUUCUUUUCAGAUUUUAUUGUUUUUUUUUCAUUUAGAUCCGCGCAUAUCCAACAAUCAGAUUAUAUAAAGGAAAAAGUGGAUGGAGUCGACAAGAUGUUUAUGGAACUCAAAUCCAUACACAACUCAAAGAUCCAUUCAUCGAUUUUGUUACUCAACAACUUGGUCUCGAAAAACACGACGAAUUAUAA
Molecule: messenger RNA, 2794 nt
Organism: Caenorhabditis angaria
Lineage: Eukaryota; Metazoa; Nematoda; Chromadorea; Rhabditida; Rhabditidae
Source: the annotation of a GenBank genome assembly